GCACCAAUGUAAAACACCAAAGUUGAGGUAUUGAUAUGUAAAUAUAUAAGAAAUAUGUGGUAUGUAUGAAAAUGCACCACCCCCCACCCCCCCUUCUCUCCUUCAUCUCCUUCAAACCAAACCAAGCCUAAAAUCUCCUGCCGCUUCAUCCGGCAUCAGAUAAGACAUCCCCAACCACCAUGAAAGCGAUCUCUCUCAACUUCUCAGGCAUCAUAAAGCUCUGAAAUCCUCACCCUCCUUCUCGCUGAAACAAACCCCCCAUCGCCAUGGAAGAAGAAUUCAGCUUCCCAGCCUUUGCAGCAGAUCAGCAGAAACUCUCCACUUACCCUUCCUCCCCCUUCCCCUCCCCUCUCUUCUGCCUCCUCCCCACUCCUCCCAACCCUAAAUCCCAAGUCCUCCAAGACUACCAGCGAAGCAGAAGCUUCUCAUGCCUGGAAGAUCUGAAGCUCAGAGACGAACGGAACUCCAAUGAUGAGGAGAAGAUGGAUAUGCUGUGGGAAGACUUCAAUGAGGAGCUCAGCCAGAUUUCCAGCCAUGGAAAAGCUGGAGUGGAUUCCUCUAAAUUGGAGGGGAAGAAGAGCCGUGGUGUAAGAGAACUCUCUUGUGUGAAAUCUGUUAAUCAUCAGAGGUCCGGACUCGUGAUGAUUUUCAAUGUGUUUAAGAAGCUGAUGUUUGUGCAGAAGAACAGGAAGAAGAGAACUUCUUCAUCUCUUUAUCACAUGUAGUACAGACUCAUAGAUUAUCUCAAAUUGCUGUGUAAAUGGAUUUACAAAAUAUAU
Phalaenopsis equestris is the source of this 779-nucleotide messenger RNA. RefSeq lists its product as uncharacterized. The record is from RefSeq and is a predicted model, not a curated record. Lineage: Eukaryota; Viridiplantae; Streptophyta; Magnoliopsida; Asparagales; Orchidaceae. Bases 267 to 725 code for a protein of 152 amino acids. The transcript has a single exon.